UUUAGUAAUCCAACAAUUGCAAACGUUUUAGCGAGCAGAGAGGAUCGAUCCCCCAAAGCCAAGAAGAAGACACAAUACUCUCUUCCGUCGCCGCCGCUAAUCUCGUCGGAACAUAACAUUCAAUGGAGACGCAGCAGAAAACUCAAGCUGAAAACCCGCCGCCAAAACCGGCCAUGUCUUCUUCAUGUAGAAAGAUGGCAAAGGAUGAUGCCAGUUUCCUAGAAGACGUUAAGGAUCACAUCGAUGAAUUCAUCAAUGCUUCUAUGGAUGAUCACAAGAACUGUUUCAACAAGACCAUCAAGAAGAUGUUUGGAUUAUCAAGAGCUGUUGCAGAGAAGCAUGAAGCUGAGGCUAAAGGAGUCGAGAGUUUUUUGCCUCUUAAGACAACAGUCUCGGAUUAGAGAAACUGAUAGAAUCAAUCUAUAACAUGUUGUUGGUUUGGUUUGUUUCGUUUAUUAUUGUUUAUGGGAUAAUACCCAUUUAAUUUUAUUACAGUAAAUAAAAUUGAAGAGUACAAUUUAGUUUGUUAUAUACGAUAACAAAUCAAACGUCAAAACAUUGUUUUUGGUUGAGUGCCAAAGAGUGUUAUGAAUCUAUUAAUUUUGCAAUUUCC
Messenger RNA from Camelina sativa (false flax), 613 nucleotides. RefSeq lists its product as uncharacterized. NCBI's taxonomy places the organism in Eukaryota, Viridiplantae, Streptophyta, Magnoliopsida, Brassicales, Brassicaceae. The record is from RefSeq and is a predicted model, not a curated record.